Racocetra fulgida is the source of this 743-nucleotide messenger RNA. Lineage: Eukaryota; Fungi; Glomeromycota; Glomeromycetes; Diversisporales; Gigasporaceae. The record is from the annotation of a GenBank genome assembly.
GUUAUUUAGAUACCGAAGAAGGAAAUCGUUUGGAAAAACGUUUGGAAAAGCUUGCCAAAGUUUAUGCUACUCAUGCAAACCCUGAAAAUAACCCACAAGGUGGAUUAAAACCUCCUUUAUCUAUGAUGCAUAGAAGGAGAGCUUCUGAACAGUCUAUUGUUAAAUGGGAAGAUGAUGCAUCAGUGACAAAUUGUCCUUUAUGCGAGAGUCAAGAAAUAGUUAAUCAGACACAUGCCGAUUAUCAGCUCGCAGCACGAACGCGAAAAGAACUUUUGGAUAAUUUUGCUCAAUUUGAUUCGAUUAGUAAAAAAAUUAAUUCAUUACUUUCGCGUUCCAAGUCUGAAAAACGAUUACAAGCCAAUAUUCAUUUAGCAGCAAACCAAUAUCUUCAACAAAAUAUGUUACCACUUAAAGUUUUACCAAAACUUCUUAAGAAAGAUCAUGACAAUGAACAUGAAUAUGAUUAUCAUCACGAAUCAUCACCAGAUAUGCUUCUUUCAGUGUUCGAGAAUGGUAGAACUCGAACAAUUUCUACAUCUUCCACUAAAUCGGUAAAAGGUGAAGAAAAAAUUAGAGAACAAUUAGAAGUACUUUUGGAACAAGAAAAAUUGGUUCAAGGUUAUAUCGUAGAGGCGACUAAGCAACGUAAAUUUGAUGACGUAAAAACUUUAAAGACUUCAUUAGAUGAAUUAAAAGUAGAAAUUAACAAAACAAGAAAGGAACUUGGUGAUUUAUGGGCAUGA